CCAAGGUACACACGACUCAUAACUCGUUCGCUCCACCUCUUCACCGGGAUCCUACAGGUCUGUCCGCAGAUCUGACUCAAAUUAGACGCUCUCCGACGAGACCCGUCCCCUACAAGAAUGUCUCAUUCACGAGAACCCUCAAAAACUGAUCUCCCUACCCGCGAAAAAGAACCUAAAAUGGACGCUGAGAAGAAGAUGGAGAAGAAGACAAAGCCAGAGAAGCCUGUCGGCAAGGCAGAGGCCAAGGUCCCCCAGUCAAAAGCAGGCGGGAAAAAGAAGAAGGAAGGUGCUCUAUUGAUUGGUAUCGACGUCUCGAAAGACGAAGACUUCCCAGAAUGGUACCAGCAAGUCCUGUUGAAGGGAGAUAUGCUCGACUACUACGAUAUUUCCGGUUGCUACAUCCUAAAGCCUGCGUCGCAAUUCGUCUGGGACGAAGUCCGCGCCUGGUUCGACUACAGAAUCAAGAAGAUGGGUGUCAAGAACUGCUCCUUCCCUCUGUUCGUCUCUGAAGACGUGCUGUCUCGCGAGAAGGACCAUAUCGAAGGCUUCGCAGCCGAGGUCGCGUGGGUGACACACGGAGGCAGCACAAAACUCGAGAAGAAGAUCGCUAUUCGUCCGACAUCCGAGACCGUCAUGUACCCAUACUAUGCCAAAUGGAUCCAGAGUCAUCGUGACUUGCCUCUCAAGCUCAAUCAGUGGAACUCGGUGGUCAGAUGGGAGUUCAAACAUCCUCAACCUUUCCUGCGCACGAGAGAGUUCCACUGGCAAGAAGGCCAUACUGCCCACUUGACGGAACAGGAGGCGGGCAAGGAAGUCCUUGAAAUUCUCGAUCUUUACGCUGGUGUUUAUGAACAACUCCUAGCUGUUCCCGUGAUCAAAGGCCGGAAAACAGACAAGGAGAGGUUUGCCGGAGGUCUGUACACAACCACUGUGGAAGGCUAUAUUCCAGCUACUGGACGGGGUAUUCAAGGCGGGACAUCGCAUUGCUUGGGCCAAAAUUUCAGUAAGAUGUUUGGCAUCACUGUUCAAGAUCCAAAUGCAAAGACCGAGGAAGAGAAGAAGAACCAGCUGUACGUCUGGCAGAACUCUUGGGGUCUGUCUACUCGAGUCAUUGGUGUGAUGGUCAUGAUUCAUGGAGACGACCGGGGUCUGGUCAUGCCACCUCGGGUUGUCGAAACCCAGGUCGUCAUUGUGCCAGUGGGUGUGACCGCAAAGACUACCGAUGAGGAGCGCGAAGCUCUGUACAAGGAAAUCGACGGGCUAGUCGAAGUGCUGAAGGCCGUCAAUGUGAGAGCUCUUGCCGACCUCCGUGAGGGAUACUCUCCAGGAUACAAGUUCAAUGACUGGGAGUUGAAGGGUGUCCCACUUCGUCUGGAGUUUGGACCUGGUGAGAGCAAGGGGCACUAUGUGACCACGUCCCGAAGAGACCUCCCCAAGGCGGAAAGCAAGGGCCAAAUUGCCAUCAGCGAGCUCAACACUGCUAUCCCGGAGCUACUCGAGACUAUCCAGAAGGACCUGUACGACCGAGCGAAUGCCAAGUACAAGUCGCAUAUCAAGCAGGUCACCAAUUGGGACGACUUCGUGCCAACAUUGAACGACAAAAACGUCAUCCUCAUGCCAUUCUGCCUGACCGAAGCAUGCGAGGACCAGAUCAAGGAGAUGAGUACGCGCACCGAGGAGGAACAGAGUGGUGUGCCACUGGAUGAACGUGCCCCAAGUAUGGGGGCCAAGACUCUGUGUAUUCCAUUUGACCAGCCAGACGGCAUCGAGAAGGGCGUCACCAGGUGCGGGAAUCCCAAGUGCUCAAAGUUCGCAGAGGCAUGGUGCAUGUUUGGACGGUCGUAUUAGACACAGCGUGCAGAAAAGGGCUAGACAUUUCUACGAUAGAGAGGGACGGAGAUGGCGAGCGAGAUGACUAUGAUAUGACCGCCAGAGGUGAUGGCUGGGGCUUUUGAUUGCUGGAAUGAUCACAAGACACGUUUUGACAAUGUGGAGGUGUUUGACGAGCAGAAUGAGGCUUCCUUAGCUUUAUCAAGAUGCAGGAUCGAGGCUGCGUUGGUGACUGAUAGGAGCUUUAUCUGGCCAGGAACAGGCCAAGUUCAAGCCAGUCGUGCCGGUCAGAAGCAGCGGUAUGUUUCCAUAGGCCAAUCGUACGGGCUAUCUCGUCUUCGGUCGCUAUCAGGAGGUGCUUGGCGGGGGGUGGUGGUGAUACGAUUCAUGCCGAAGAGCACGCAACGAGCACGCCAACCAUGGUUUCCUGGGGUUGCCGAUAAGAAGAGACAAGCUCGUGUCAUCGCUGAACAGUGAACAUGGCUUGUACAAGUAGAAAAGGAUCCCCAGAAUCCUCUCCUCCA
Molecule: messenger RNA, 2354 nt
Organism: Exophiala xenobiotica
Lineage: Eukaryota; Fungi; Ascomycota; Eurotiomycetes; Chaetothyriales; Herpotrichiellaceae
Product: proline-tRNA ligase
Exons: 1
Coding region: 118-1848 (576 amino acids)
Biological process (GO): prolyl-tRNA aminoacylation
Cellular component (GO): cytoplasm; aminoacyl-tRNA synthetase multienzyme complex
Molecular function (GO): proline-tRNA ligase activity; ATP binding
Source: RefSeq, a predicted model, not a curated record